AUGGACUCCGGUGCGUGGUACGACGUCAAGCGAAGCAUUUGGGCCGGCGCGUUCCGGUCCGACUGGCGCGGCGACCUCGUCACGCUCCCACACAAGUACACCGAGCUCGAUCGCUCCGAGAUGCGCCUCAUUCGGUCGCGGCGCAUGUACGCACUUGUCAAGGACUUGCUCUACGUCCGAACCAAGCCCUUGGGCGUCUUGCUCUGGUACGAGAAGGAGCUGUAUCCAAACCAAGGCGCCGGUGCCAAGCCGUUCUACACCUCUGCGCUCCUGUCGGCGCCCAUGGAAAACUUGUGGCUGGACGAGCUCGCACCCUUUCUACAGGCCAAAGAGACGCUGGCGACAGCGGCGGCGCUCGGCGGUCAUCUUGGCUUGUUGCAGUACCUUGUGUAUGAAAAAGGCGUCGAUGUUGCGGGCAUGGCCAACUUUACCGUCGGUAGUUCCCACUUGAUCAUGGACCGAGUGGCGUCAUACGGCCAUCUCAGCGUCCUUCGCUUCCUCCACGAGAUGGAGUGCAGCGGGAUUUCUUCAAAAGCCCUGGAAGGCGCCAUGCGGAAGCAUCAUCUUGACACGAUUGCGUUUCUGUUCAAGCACUACCCGCAUUUGGAGACGCCGGAAAAGGCCACGUUGUAUGCGGCGCGCUUUGGUCACCUCGGGCUCCUUCGGUAUUUGAUCACAACGCGCCACGCACCAUGUCCUCCACAUGUGAUGGAUCUGGCAGCAUUCAAGGGCCACCGCCACAUAGUCAAUUUCUUACACAAGCAAAAGGCCAGCUGUACACCAAUGGCAAUGGACGCCGCGGCAUGCGCUGGCCACCUCGAGAUUGUCAAAUUUCUCCAUUUCAACCGAACGGAAGGCUGCACAACCUUGGCGUUUGACGCGGCUGCGAUCCACGGCAACCGCCCGCUUCUGGACUUUCUCAUUCAACACCGCCGCGAGGGCGGGUCGACGCUGGCGAUGGACGGGGCGGCGUACAAGGGCAACGAAGCCAUGGUGCGAUUCUUGCACAAGCACCGCCACGAAGGCUGCACGACGCGCGCGAUCGACUUUGCUGCCGAUCAAGGCCACUUGAGUAUCGUGAAAUUUCUCCUCGCCGAACGCUCGGAAGGGUUUACGUACAGCGGCAUGAUCUUUGCGGCCACGUGCGACCGGAACGAUGUCCUUUCAUACCUCUUGGCGCACGACGUGACCAAGGCCAAGGCCGUUCAAGCGCUGAAAAAAGUCAUCCCCCACACGUACUUUCGGGAAGCGGUGCUACCAAAGUUCAAGGCCGCGGGCUUCCCGCGCACAGAGCACAUAACACCCGAAGCACUGGUGGAUGAUGCGCACGCGACGGCGGCAGCACUCGCUCUCUAUGACGGCGACGACGAGGCCGACGACUCGGGCUAUGAGUCGGAAGAAACGGGGACGAUUGGUCAAGUGCACUAUCCAAUCCAAGGCGAAUACUAG
This is a messenger RNA of Saprolegnia diclina VS20, 1449 nucleotides long. RefSeq lists its product as hypothetical. NCBI's taxonomy places the organism in Eukaryota, Oomycota, Saprolegniomycetes, Saprolegniales, Saprolegniaceae. The transcript has a single exon. The record is from RefSeq and is a predicted model, not a curated record. Bases 1 to 1449 code for a protein of 482 amino acids. Gene Ontology annotation, molecular function: protein binding.